Molecule: messenger RNA, 1666 nt
Organism: Hyla sarda
Lineage: Eukaryota; Metazoa; Chordata; Amphibia; Anura; Hylidae
Gene: PRR13
Product: proline rich 13
Exons: 4
Coding region: 134-523 (129 amino acids)
Cellular component (GO): nucleoplasm
Source: RefSeq, a predicted model, not a curated record
CAGCCAAUCAGACAAAGAGCUGUCAGCUGGGUGGAGCCACAAGUGAGAAACAGUUCAAAGUCUCCCGGAAGAAGACGAAGGAAUCAGCGACGAGCGAGAAGGGUUGUGAGUGACAGAAACUUCAAGCAAAACAAUGUGGAAUCCUAAUGUUCCAGGGCAGCCCGGAUACCCACCAAAUCCAGCUUAUCCCCCACUUACUAAUCCAGCGCAUCCUCCGGUUCCACCUAUGCAGCCUGGUUAUCCAGCAGGUCAACCAAUAUAUCCUCCAGGGCAACCUGCUUAUCCUCCUGGCCAGCCUGGUUAUCCAGUAGGUCAACCUGGAUAUCCUGGGCAACCUGGCUACCCUCCUCCACAUUCUGGACCCUAUCCACCAGGUAUGCCUGGGUAUCCAGUGAACCCUAUGAUGCCAGGUUAUCCUAUGGAUAAAAAAAUGAGAAAGAAGAUGAAAAAGGCAAACAAAAAAGCACACAAGCAUGCACAUGGGAGGCGAUCUUCAUCCUCCUCGUCCUCCAGCAGCGACUAAAAUACAUGUCCAGUGAAUGCUAAAUUUUCAGGGUCAAUCCCCUGCACCAAAGUGUAGUAUGCACAAAUUUUUCUUGGAGAGGAGCCUGCUGCAGACCCAAGUGUCUUAUGUAUGUUAAUCAUCUUGGAUGAAUGUAAUUAUAUCUGCAGUGUUCUUGUUAUUUCUCUGCAAGAGCGAUACCACACAUUCCUGCUGUCAUAUAUAUAUAUAUUAUAUUUAUCACCACUGUGAAGUGAAAUGGACUUAAUUCAAAAAAUUGCUUCCAAAAAUAACGUUUAAUUUACUGUAUGACUAACCUUAAUUAUUAAUCCAAAACUGAUAGUUGUCCUUUUGUAAAGUUGGAUGCUUAUUUUUUCGCAAUUAAAAUGUUUUUUUGGUUUCAAGCCUAACAGUAAUAUAAAGUAUAAACAUAUGAGAAAAGCCUAUGAUUUCAUUAUUUAUCAGUGAUAAAAAUCCAAUGGGUCAAGCCAAAGUCAAGAGAAUAAAACAAAUGUGUACAAUAAGUGAAAUAAAGCGAUGUCCGUCUUUGACAGCGAUUGUGCUGUAGGGAGGGGAACUGGAAAAGAAGAGAAAACAUUUCCAUGCAAAAGAGAAAAAUUGUAUCUGCAGUAAAAAAAAAUAAAAAAAGAUUCUUCAUGGCUAUAAGUACCUAAAAUGUACCUAGUCAUGAAGGUCGAAACAUCUGUUUUUAGAAAAUGUCCUAUCUUUGUGUGGAGUCGAUGGUGGCUGCCUCGGAGUAAUGUCCAAUUAUAUCAAAUCUAUGCAGGCUUUUAUAUCUGAAUAAAAGCUCUAUACGUUUGGAAUCAUCAGAGGCCAAGUGGGCAUGUCAAAGGUAGGAGAGAAUUUAUGCAACUCAUGGGGUGUAGAUCCAAGGGGACAAGACUAUAUAAUAUUUUAAUAUUUGUCUUGAAUACCACAGUGGAUAGAUAUGUUUUUUUUCUUUUAAUGCAGUAAAAAUUUACUCAAACUUAGGACCUAUUGGGACAAUUACAGUAAAGUAAAGGUGGAUGCUUAUUUAACUUAGGUUUGAAAGCAAGGACUGGCAGACACUCAGCGGAGGCUUGGUCAAUGCUCUCGGGUUCAAAUUGGAAUAUGAUUAUUUUGAGUCCCAUCAUUGGCUUGUUAAUAUAAUUCUAAAGAAAA